GGAAUCACGAACUGCGCGCAACAAAGUAGACCUCGUCUAUACGAUAGAACGAUGCUGAUCUUGCUGAUCUUGCUGAUCUUCAGCAUCGACCUUGCUGGGAAUGUCGCUAUGGACCAUAACCCGUCGGUUGACCGGCAGUCCAUGCAUUUUUUAUCUCGAAGCAUGUCGUCUAUGAGUGCGGGACCGUCGAUGGGCUUCCCACUGAGAGCCAUCUUCGACCACGAAGGGCUGCGACGGAUCAAGCGUACACGCAGGGCACACCGCCUUCUUCCGCGCCCGCAAUAUUUCUGUGGGACUACCGAACUGUUGGCUAAAAUAUCGAGGAUCCCAGAAUGCGAUGGACGUACCUCGUAG
Messenger RNA from Suillus subaureus, 354 nucleotides. RefSeq lists its product as uncharacterized. The record is from RefSeq and is a predicted model, not a curated record. The annotation marks the transcript as partial. NCBI's taxonomy places the organism in Eukaryota, Fungi, Basidiomycota, Agaricomycetes, Boletales, Suillaceae. The transcript has a single exon.